UCUAACCGCAUGAGACUGGAUUAGGGGCCUAAAUAACUGCUAGUUAUAGGCCCGAACUGAAAUAAAGGAUUAUUGUAUAAAAUAAAGCCGAAAAUAAAUUGUUUUUUGAGCUGUGUUUACAUUUAAGUAGAGACACAGAACACAUCGAGAAUGGCAGAAGUCCUUACUGUGAAGGAAAUAGCAGAGUUCAAGGAAGCGUUUUCCCUGUAUGAUCGGGAUGGUGACGGGACGAUCACUACACGGGAACUUGGCACAGUCAUGAGGUCACUUGGUUACACCCCAUCAGAGGCUGAGCUACAGGACAUGCUCAACGAGACGGAUUCUGAAGGCGAUGGGGAAAUCGACUUCUCCGGCUUCCUCUCACUCAUGGCCAGGAUGAUCAAAGACGAUGACACGGAAUUUGAAAUACGCGAUGCCUUCAAGAUCUUCGACCGCGAAGGCAACGGAUAUGUUAGUACUUCCGACAUGCGCGCUGUGAUGAUGAAUCUCGGUGGCAAUACGAUAGUUGAUGACGAGGUUGAAGAGAUGAUACGGGAGGCAGAUGCGGACGGUGAUGGAACAAUCGAUUAUGAAGAGUUUGUAAAGAUGCUGAAUGGUGGGAAUUGAGCUGGGGCUCGAAAGAAUGUGUUGGAAGGAAGCAGUGCUUGCCCCAAAGCUC
Lineus longissimus is the source of this 658-nucleotide messenger RNA. Its product is annotated as calmodulin-A-like. Lineage: Eukaryota; Metazoa; Nemertea; Pilidiophora; Heteronemertea; Lineidae. Bases 151 to 606 code for a protein of 151 amino acids. The record is from RefSeq and is a predicted model, not a curated record. The transcript has 5 exons. Gene Ontology annotation, molecular function: calcium ion binding; enzyme regulator activity.